AAACAUCAUUCAGAGCACAAUCACUCAAACAUCGGUCAAAUCGUAUACAUUAAUAGCGAUGAAGAAUUUGGCUUAAAUUUGAUUCAUAACGAUAUGAUUAAAUCAAAUAAUAUAUCAGAUAAGGGAUGGUUCAGCGAUCACUCCAAAUGGAUUGUUUCAGUCAAUUGUUUCAAUAAUCAGUGGUCUCUUUGCUCACAAAUUUUGUCGACGCAAUGCAAAGCAGACAGGAGUCGAGCGAUGUAUCAAUUCAUACCAAUCAGACAUGAUAUCGAUUUAUACGAUAUUAACGUCAGUUUAAGAGCCACUGCUGACCAACUCGUGGAACAGAGCAAUCAGGCAUUCUAUGGGAUGUUAGUCUACGUUAAAUUUGAUGACAAUUCACAUGAAAUUAUU
Messenger RNA from Medioppia subpectinata, 393 nucleotides. The record is from the annotation of a GenBank genome assembly. NCBI's taxonomy places the organism in Eukaryota, Metazoa, Arthropoda, Arachnida, Sarcoptiformes, Oppiidae.